Messenger RNA from Mixia osmundae IAM 14324, 2179 nucleotides. RefSeq lists its product as uncharacterized. Bases 1 to 1761 code for a protein of 586 amino acids. The transcript is spliced from 5 exons. Gene Ontology annotation, molecular function: transmembrane transporter activity. Lineage: Eukaryota; Fungi; Basidiomycota; Mixiomycetes; Mixiales; Mixiaceae. The record is from RefSeq and is a predicted model, not a curated record. Gene Ontology annotation, biological process: transmembrane transport.
AUGGCCCGGUUCGGCAUCAAGAACAAGGAGGCGACUGCCGCUGUAAUAGCGCAAGAGGCUCAUCUUCCGCCCACUGAAGGAGUAAAGGACGAUUCGUCGGAAGGCGUACCGCGUAGUGCUUCCCUCACCUCUGAGAAAGCAAACGAGCUCGAGAAGAAUGUCAGCAAUGGAGACGAUGCCUACGACGCAUCUGCACCUGCCUACCCAGGCAAAGCAAGACUGUCACUUAUCAUGCUUGGCGUCACCCUCUUUGUGUUUCUUGUCGCACUAGAUCAGGUCAUCAUUAGCACGGCAAUCCCAAAGAUCACGGAUGAUUUCCAUUCCUUCAGCGACAUUGGCUGGUACGGGAGCGCAUAUCUCUUGACCUCAACUGCACUCCAACCGCUCUUCGGCCGACUAUACGCGUCCUUCCCGAUCAAGACUAUCAUUUUACUCUCCUUGGGUAUCUUCGAGCUCGGCUCCCUUAUUUGUGCGGUCGCGCAAGACUCGAAGACAUUCAUCGUAGGCAGAGCGAUAGCUGGCAGCGGAAUGGCUGGAGGUUGCUUGAUCAUCAUCUCACUGAUCGCACCACUCGAGACGCGACCUCUUCUCACCUCGCUUGUCGGAGCGGUCUACGGCAUCGGAGCGAGUAUAGGUCCCCUGCUUGGCGGCGUCUUCACUUCCAAAGCUACUUGGAGGUGGUGCUUCUUCGUAAAUUUGCCGAUCGGUGGCAUCACCGCAGCUGUCAUUCUCUUCUUCCUCAGCGUGCCCAAACGUCCACAUGAAUUCUCUGCAAUUCAGCGCCUCAAGCGAAUCGAUUGGCAAGGCACCGUAUUGGCCCUUGCAUCAAUUGUAUGUCUCCUGCUGGUCUGUCAAAAUGGUGGCGUCAAACAAGGAUGGUCAUGGGGCUCUUCUCGCACUGUCGGCUUGAUCGUCGGAUGUGUCGCCAUCGCUGCCGUCUUCGCGGUCGAUCAGGUCUGGAUGGGAGAACGCGCCACCUUGGUGCCACGGAUCUGCAAGCAGCGCACCAUCGCAUUCGGAUCCGUCGUCAACUUCUGCAUAGGCGCAUCUUACUUCUCGCUCUUAUACUUCUUGCCGCUGUAUUUCCAAGCCGUCAGAGGUUCAUCGGCCAUUAGAUCAGGUGUCCAGAAUCUGCCCUUCAUCAUCGCGGUCAUUCUAGCCGUGACUGUGUCAGGCGGGUUGACGAAUAAGUACGGGUGGUAUAUGCCGUGGAUAUUCGGAGGCACGGCCAUGCUUGCUAUCGGCGCCGGAACGCUGUACACCUUCACGCCGACGACUUCGACUGCUCAAUGGGCUGGUCUUCAGUUUCUAGCCGGUCUCGGACCCGGCGUGGCUUUCAUGCAGCCGUUCCUCGCAUCGCAGUGCGUACUGGAGCUCCGAGAUCUCGAAUUGGGAUCUGCUAUCGUCAUCUUCAGUCAGACGUUGGGUGGCGCUGUUUUUGUCAGUGUCGCUCAAGCAAUCUUCCAGAACAGAUUCGUCGUCGGCCUCAGAGACGUACCUGGCGUGAACGUCGACAGCGUGCUGGCAGUAGGUGUCAGCGCGUUCCGUGAAGUGGUGCCUGCCGAGCUGCUGCCACCCGUCAUCCUGAAGCUGCAGGCGGCACUGAACGACACUUGGCUCAUCUCUGUAGCACUAGCCGGUGUAGCCUUCUUCGCGGCUUUCGGCAUGGAGCGUGGUCACUCGGUACUAGAUGCUCAGAAGGCUAUGAUGGCAGCAUUGGCGCAGCCACAGAAAGAGCAAACUACAAAGACAGAAGAUUAGGGCAGCGCGGGCACAGUGUAUUGAACAGCAGAUAUCGAGGUGUGCUUAUGGAUUGCAUUGCCCUAUUCGUCGAUAGUCAUGACGUGAGGACACUCUAAAUGAGACUCAUUCGUCGACAGUCGCCAUAUGAGGACACUCCGAGUGUGAGUGCGUGCCGGUGCUAGCUGAUUCAAUGCUCUCUGAGCGCUGAGGUGGCAAUACCGAGCGCGCUAUGAGGCCUUGGCUAUGCGACGCGCUGACUUUGCGCUCUGCCAGGGAAGCACGCAGUGCCCGCGCGAAUGCUCGCAAGAGGGGCUCUCGAGCCUGCUACGAGACUCGCAACACAUCCAUGGCAGUGAGUUAAAAGUGCUCGAAUCCUGCUGCGGCUGAUGUCGCAAUCAGGUCUGUCCAACAGGCUGUAUGUACAGACGAUGCUGAG